GGCGGGAGACCACGGAUUUUACCGCCGGAAGUUCGGCGGCCGUACCAAAGAGUGCAGGCUCGGGUGCCUAGCUAGAGGGGCUCGUUUCCGCCCCGCUUCUGCGUGAUGGGCCGCCAUCUUAGGUGCAUGCAAUUAAGGACUGUGGCGGGAUUGGCUCUGCGUUUGGGCUCGUCCGCUGCUCCCCACCUACCAGGGCCGGAUCCGGAGCCCAUCCCCCGUGGGCGGGACCUUCUAACGGCAGGCUUCUUUUCUGGUGAAGGGUAACCGGGCUGAAGAAACUACUUAAAUUUUGAAGAUAGCGACUCAGUAUCAUGGCCGGCAGCCCCAAUGAAGAUACAGAAGGAAGCAGAAUCACUUAUGUGAAAGGAGACCUUUUUGCAUGCCCCAAAACAGACUCUUUAGCCCACUGUAUCAGUGAGGAUUGUCGAAUGGGUGCUGGGAUAGCUGUCCUCUUCAAGAAGAAAUUUGGAGGGGUGCAGGAACUGUUGAAUCAACAAAAGAAAUCUGGAGAAGUGGCUGUUCUGAAGAGAGAUGGGCGAUAUAUAUAUUACUUGAUUACCAAAAAAAGGGCUUCACACAAGCCCACUUACGAAAACCUACAGAAGAGUUUGGAGGCCAUGAAGUCCCAUUGCCUGAAGAAUGGAGUCACUGACCUCUCUAUGCCCAGGAUUGGAUGUGGUCUUGAUCGUCUGCAAUGGGAAAAUGUAUCCGCAAUGAUCGAGGAGGUGUUUGAGGCAACAGACAUCAGAAUUACCGUGUAUACACUUUGAACACAUGAGCGUUUUGGAUGUACCCACUUUCCUGUGUUGUUCCUUCCGGGCCAUGAGACUGGCCUUAAACCAGCCAAAGGAAAGUUUCUUGUGAAGCAGCAUGUCCAGGCCAGACUUGGAGUGCUGUAUUCCUGAUUGGACUGGAAUAUGAAGGAGAGGGAUUGCUUGGAAUAUGUUGCCUUUUAUUUUUUGACUAUUGUGGGGUUUUUUGGGGGGGGGUGUGGCAUGAUGGUGAUGAGUAGGUAACCUGAUAUUAGGCAGAAAAACCAAAUAUUGGGCCGGUGACCCUUGUUUUGCUCCAGGAGGGGAUCACAUUUGUUUGGGGUUGCCACUAGGUGGCAGCGUUGAUUUUAUUUCUCCACUAUUUAAGAGAAAUUUCGGGAAGGAUGAACAUUUUAAUUAGCAUCUUUUGCUGUUUGUGCAUUUACUAAGAUUCUUAUGUCAUUAAAUUCAUACUGGCUGUUUUGCUUUUGUUUAAAUUAUGAAAUAGAGUUUUAUGUUGUUAACAAGAAAUUUGUGGUGACCAUCUUGGAUAAAUAAAUACCUUUUUCUGGUGGUCAGGUGAGGUUCUGUACUCAUGGACUUGGGUUCUGGUGGGUUCACCUGUAACUGCAUUUCAGAGAGGGCCCAGUGGGAAGAGCAGUAGGAUGAGAAAAUAAGGGUGGACUAGAGCUCUCAGUCAAAGAACUGGAAAGGGUUUUUAGAGGCUCCUUGUAGUGAACGCUUUCCUCUGUCCACCACAUAGUGUCUGUAACUGAGCCAAUCUGAAUUCGUUUAUGAAAAAAGUAAAAUACAUAUAUGCCUAGCAGAGUGUUUAGUGUGGAGUAAUGAUUUAAUACGUCAAUGUUAAAGUGGCUCUUAACAAAAUCUAUAUGAGAUUCAAAACUAUAUUAACAAAAUAGAGUCCCUUUUGCACACAUCAUCCCGUCCUCCCCCCCAGCCCCCCAACACACACACACACACAGUCAAGUUUGGUCGUGAGGUUGGAGAGUGUGGCCAAAUUUCUUUGUUUUUAAGCUCUGUAGAGGAUUAUGAUCUGUAGCCAACUGGGAUUGAGAACAGUAAACAGUAAACCUCUGGCUGAGUGAAGAGAGCAGCAGCGUUUUGUCCACUCUUGUUUUCAUGGUGGGAGAAUAAGGUUCUUGGAUUUAGGCAGUGAUUCAAUAUCAGAGGUAUUGGGAAAACUAGCUUUAUUUUGCCCCUUUACUGUGGUGUUGAGUUAAACCUGCCAACUAUUGAUUUUUUUUUCUCUAGAGUGAAUCCUGGGUCUGUCACAGGGUUUGCUACUUGCCCAAGUGUUAAAGAAUCAGAUCUAAGAAGGGGCUUGUUGCACACCAGGAAAGCCCUGGUUAAAUAUAAUCUUUGUACUUUAGACUUCUGUUCUUACCACACUUCACCCUGAUAGGGAGCAGCAGUUUUAAAAAUUAUUUCAUUUCUUCUGUCUCUCUAUGUAGAACAGAUGGGCUCUCUGUGUUAGGGUAGAGGAUGCAGUGUAAGGACAAGUUCAUUACCAUACUGUUAAGAGUAAGACUUUUCUGGAAGUUUUCCUUCUUUCCAUGUUAGGUUGAAGGGGAAAUAAAGCAUGAAGAAAAUACCUAAAUAUACAAAGACACAUAUAUGUAACAUAAAUGUAUAUAAAAUAUGUAUAAAGCAAAAGGGAUGAUAGGAACUAAAUUUGGAAUUAAACUUGACAAAAUUAUUUUUACUGUGCAAAUCUUAUAGUAUGUGGGUCAACACAUUGGUUUUCUUGACUCCUCUACAAUUAAAUGUUGGUUUUUUUUUUUUCCCAUA
This is a messenger RNA of Condylura cristata (star-nosed mole), 2561 nucleotides long. It is a transcript of the gene OARD1, whose product is annotated as O-acyl-ADP-ribose deacylase 1. The transcript is spliced from 6 exons. Lineage: Eukaryota; Metazoa; Chordata; Mammalia; Eulipotyphla; Talpidae. The record is from RefSeq and is a predicted model, not a curated record. The coding region runs from base 312 to 770 and encodes 152 amino acids. Gene Ontology annotation, biological process: peptidyl-glutamate ADP-deribosylation.